AUGGUUCAUUCCACAAAGACUGAUUACCGAGACGGCGGAAACUGCCAAGCAUCCCAGUGUGCUCUGAAUCCGCAUUGCCGUUCGGUCUAUUUCCACAAGCAGGAUAGACGGUGUAUUCUCAUGCUCUACGCAGACGCAUUACUUCCGGCCAAACUUGUGAGAAGCCGCAAUAGAUGGACGCGCUUCGGCAAAGUGGCAAAUGAAGAAAAAUGA
Opisthorchis viverrini is the source of this 213-nucleotide messenger RNA. RefSeq lists its product as hypothetical. NCBI's taxonomy places the organism in Eukaryota, Metazoa, Platyhelminthes, Trematoda, Opisthorchiida, Opisthorchiidae. The transcript is spliced from 2 exons. Bases 1 to 213 code for a protein of 70 amino acids. The record is from RefSeq and is a predicted model, not a curated record.